Mugil cephalus (flathead mullet) is the source of this 2254-nucleotide messenger RNA. RefSeq names its product claudin-14-like. The transcript has 2 exons. Bases 925 to 1665 code for a protein of 246 amino acids. Gene Ontology annotation, molecular function: structural molecule activity. Gene Ontology annotation, biological process: bicellular tight junction assembly; cell adhesion. The record is from RefSeq and is a predicted model, not a curated record. Lineage: Eukaryota; Metazoa; Chordata; Actinopteri; Mugiliformes; Mugilidae. Gene Ontology annotation, cellular component: plasma membrane; bicellular tight junction.
UGUUUGUAGGUCAAAGUCAGGGUAUUUUCAGAUGGAGAAUAAGUGAGUUCAAAACAUCACGAAGGAACAAAAGUAAAUGAUUAGGUGCUGUGAGAGAGGGGAUCUUGCAACCCUGAGCAACAGGUUGUGGUAUUUUUACAUAUUUGUAAAUGUGAAACCGAGUGUCACAUGCUCUCAGCUCACCGAUUAUGUAAGAAAUAUUUUAAUUUGGCCCAUUAUCACAACAAAUGUCAGUGCUCUGCUUUCUUGUCACAGUUCGGUUGACGGACGCGCUCUCAGCAAGUCGUUCAGCGCCUCGCUUUCCAAUACCCUGCGGAGCUGUGAAAAAUUCUCAAAGUUAGUGGCUUAAAGCAGUGCUCUCAGCUCGGGUGAUUUCUGUAAAUGUUUAAUUUCCCCUCUCUCUCCUUUCCUGAGGGGUGGCGAACAGCUUAACAAAUAGUCUGCCGCCGUUUGCCCCCCCGGAGGGGUGCGUUAAACAGGUGAAGCCGAACACCGCUCUCAUUAGUUACACAUGCAGUCAUCUGCCACUCACCAGAGACUGAUGCCGGAGAGUUUCCACAGCUAUUUUUGCCCACGCUCGGGAGAGACUUGAGGAAUGGCUCAGAGUCUGUGACUGGAUGUGAGCUCAGUGGAAUAUACCAUACUGCAGGGGGCCGUGGAGAUAAGAGGAGUAAUCCAGCCACAUUUCAGCCUGGGGGACAGUCGGUAGUUUUGUUCUGACAGUGUUCCUCUUUCGUGUGCUGAAACUUUCUCUGUGUGUUCACUUUCCCUUUUUUUCUUAUGAAACAAGGAAGAGCCACAGACGCUUUCAGGUGGACACCUAAAGGCUAUCUACUGUUUUCUUAUUAGUAUAUCUUCAUCAACAGUAAUUACAAGCUGUAACUUUGCACUUUCCAGUUUCAUCAUCACCCAAGUGAGACAAACAUGGCCAGCACAGCUGUUCAGCUCCUUGGCUUUUUCCUGGGGCUGCUGGGGUUUGCCGGAACUGUAGUCGCAACCCUGCUCCCCCACUGGCGCAGCACGGCCUAUGUGGGCUCCAACAUCAUCACAGCCACUGCCUACAUGAAAGGUCUGUGGAUGGAGUGUGUCUGGCACAGCACUGGCAUUUACCAGUGUGAGCUGUACAGAUCGCUGCUGGCGCUGCCGCGUGACCUGCAGGCGGCCCGAGCGCUCAUGGUGCUCUCCUGCGUCACCUCCGUCCUGGCCUCUCUGGUCUCUGUGAUAGGGAUGAAGUGCACUCGCUUCGGUCGCAGCUCCCUGAUCAAAUCUCCCCUGGUGUUGAGCGGAGGUGUUUGUUUUCUCUGUGCUGGGGUCCUCUGCCUGGUCACCGUGUCCUGGACCACCAACGACGUCAUCAUGGAAUUCUAUGACCCUUUCCUCCACAGUGGAAUGAAGUACGAGAUCGGCCUGGCCGUGUAUCUCGGUUACGCCUCAGCUUGCCUCAGUCUCACCGGGGGAAUGGUGUUGUGCUGGAGCAGCAGUAGCGACAGGCCACGGAGCCCAGUCCUCGUGCAGAGGAGCCCGCCAUCAUCCCCUCCCCCUGCCUUCAAUAACAUAUAUCCUCCUGCUCCACUCUACAAGCCACCGGAGGCCCUGAAAGACAACCGCGCUCCUUCACUCUGCUCCCUUUCCAGCAAUGGCUAUAGGCUGAAUAACUACGUCUAAGACUGUGGACGAUACUAACAUCCUAACUGUGAGGCCACAACGCCUGAGUGUGAAUGAACAAGUUGGACCAAAGCCAUCAGUUGAAUAUGAAGUCAGCUUGUUUUUUUAUUUUAUUUUCUUUACUUGUGGUGUUUUUGCAGGAAUCAAAUGUUAUAAUUACUUUAUAGACUUCAGUGGGACUUUUCUCCAAGUAAGAAACUGAAACAUGAUCGGACUUGAGAACUGAGUAGCAACCGUGAGAGGAGACUGGACCUGCUGCUAUUCACCCGAAGGACCAGGAGGUGGCAAUAUUUUACAAGAAAUAAUCUCCAAGGACCAAACGAGGCAGGUUCCACAUUCCGCGAUGUGACGCUGAAGUUAACGGAUGAGCAAUUGUUCUGUCACUUCCUGACAGAACAAGCUGAUUUUUUUACUCUUUCUAAAAACUCUUUAAUCAGUAACUUAAAAACGAACAGAUUAUAUUUGAUGUUAGUAUUCAGUAGCUUUGCAGUUUUUUGUUUUCUUUGACAUGAAAAUGACUUAACGUUUGUGUACUGCCAUAAUUAAAAACAAUAACCGAUGGCAUCUUACAUAUAGAUGUGUAAAUUCA